Molecule: messenger RNA, 588 nt
Organism: Symbiodinium pilosum
Lineage: Eukaryota; Dinophyceae; Suessiales; Symbiodiniaceae
Source: the annotation of a GenBank genome assembly
AUGCCAGCACGCAAGUCAGCACAGCAACCUCGCCUUUUCUUGGACCUGUUCUCAGGUCAGCAUGCACCCUUGACGCACGCGAUGGAGCGCCUAGGCUGUGACUGCUUCCAUCCCUUUGACAUCGCAUUCGCACCCGGCCUGGACAUACUGAAUGACUCACACUACCGCCUGCUCCUGCGCAUCGCAUGCAGCGGCAUUGUAGGGGCCGGCUGGUCAGCACCGCCAUGCAAAGAGUAUUCGCGCCUCAGGCCAGGCCCGAAAGCACUUCGCACUCCUGAGUUUAUGCAGGGAGUACCAGGCCUUUCAGACAAGGAGCUCCUCCGCGUAUUGCAAAGCGCAGAGAUACACGCACGCAGCCGCAGGGUCACCAGAUGCAUCCGCGAGGCAGCAGGCGAAGCAGGCCUGGAGCAGCCUCCCUCCUCAAUGGCGUGGCUGGAGGAGGACAAUGUCACCCUGCUGCGCGAGCUCUGUGCACAUUGUUCGCACGUGGCGGCGUGCGAGCACGGGAUGGACUACUACAAGUCCUGGGCCUUCUGCGCAAGCUUUGCAUCCAUUCGCACUCGGCAUGCACCUGCCGCCACCCACCAG